CAACCAAAUUCAGAUCUAAUUACAUACGUCGAAUCAUUCAAAUCUUAUUGUAGAGGUUCGACGAAACGGCUAAAUCCGACCCGUAAUAUCCAUUUGAGAAGUCACCUAAUCCAGUACGUCGUCGUUUUCCUCUCGCUUAAACCCUAAACCCUUGUAAAAUCCGAAACAUUUCCACUACCCAUUUUUUCAUUUUUUUUCUCAGCUCUGCGUCUUCUUCAAUGGCGUCAAUUGCUUUUAGAAGCUCAAAUUCAAAGCGAUUGCUUGCAGUUUCACCUCAAUUAUACUCUUCAUGCUGUAGAGGAUCGGUGCCAGCUCAAUUCUCACUCUCCGAAACCAUAAAUGCAAAUGAAGCUCCUGCAUUUUGUAACCAUCCAUGGUGGAGAUCCAUGGCUACCUUCACUCGAACAAAACCUCAUGUUAACGUGGGAACUAUCGGCCAUGUUGAUCAUGGAAAGACUACUCUCACAGCUGCAAUUACAAAGGUUCUAGCAGAAGAAGGAAAAGCAAAGGCUGUUGCUUUUGAUGAAAUCGAUAAAGCCCCUGAAGAGAAAAAGAGAGGAAUUACUAUCGCUACGGCCCAUGUGGAGUAUGAGACUGCUAAAAGACACUAUGCUCAUGUUGAUUGCCCUGGGCACGCAGAUUAUGUUAAAAAUAUGAUUACUGGAGCUGCCCAAAUGGAUGGUGGUAUUCUAGUCGUAUCUGCCCCUGAUGGACCCAUGCCACAAACAAAGGAGCAUAUUCUGCUUGCACGCCAGGUAGGUGUACCAUCACUUGUGUGCUUUCUGAACAAGGUUGAUGCUGUUGAUGAUCCAGAACUCCUGGAACUUGUUGAAAUGGAACUCCGAGAGCUGCUUAGUUUCUACAAAUUUCCUGGGGAUGACAUCCCUAUCGUUCGUGGUUCAGCUCUUUCUGCAUUACAGAGUACAAAUGAAGAAAUUGGGAAAAAAGCUAUUCUGAAGUUGAUGGAGGCUGUAGAUGAAUAUAUCCCUGAUCCAGUGCGUCAGCUUGAUAAACCAUUCCUAAUGCCAAUAGAAGAUGUAUUUUCAAUUCAGGGACGUGGAACUGUUGCUACUGGGCGUGUUGAACAAGGAACCAUAAAAGUUGGAGAAGAUGUGGAGAUUUUAGGACUGAUGCAGGGCACUUUAAAAUCUACAGUUACUGGUGUUGAAAUGUUCAAGAAGAUCUUGGAUCAUGGACAAGCUGGUGAUAAUGUUGGCCUUCUUCUUCGUGGCUUGAAACGAGAUGACAUUACGCGAGGAAUGGUGAUUGCAAAGCCUGGAAGUGUGAAAACAUGCAAGAAAUUUGAAGCAGAGAUAUAUGUACUUACAAAGGAUGAAGGUGGUCGUCACACUGCCUUCUUCUCAAAUUAUAUGCCUCAAUUUUACAUGAGGACUGCUGACAUCACUGGCAAAGUGGAGUUGCCUGAAAAUGUCAAGAUGGUUAUGCCUGGGGAUAAUGUUACUGCUACUUUUGAGCUGAUGUCUCCGGUUCCCCUUGAUGCAGGACAAAGAUUUGCUUUGCGAGAAGGUGGUAGAACAGUUGGCGCGGGCGUUGUUUCAAAAGUAAUAAACUGAGGCUUCAUGAUUUAGGUGAUUUUAGGUUCACUAUGGUUCUCUCUAGGCAGGUUGAUGAUAGAAAAGACUUUAAUUUGUUCAUUGUGGAAAAUACAAGACUUGAUAAGUGCUGAUGCAAAUAUUUUUUUCAUGAAAGUGUCAAAAGAAAUCCAAGUCUUGUUCAUUUUUUAUGGUAUUACUAAUAAUAUAUGUUCUUUGCAUUUAUUUGAAACUCCACUCUAAUUUCUUGAAGGAGUUUAUUUGCUUGUGUUA
Messenger RNA from Solanum lycopersicum (tomato), 1826 nucleotides. RefSeq names its product elongation factor Tu, mitochondrial. The record is from RefSeq and is a predicted model, not a curated record. Gene Ontology annotation, biological process: mitochondrial translational elongation. Lineage: Eukaryota; Viridiplantae; Streptophyta; Magnoliopsida; Solanales; Solanaceae. Gene Ontology annotation, molecular function: GTP binding; translation elongation factor activity; GTPase activity. Gene Ontology annotation, cellular component: mitochondrion.